Messenger RNA from Rhizophagus irregularis DAOM 181602=DAOM 197198, 6428 nucleotides. RefSeq lists its product as uncharacterized. The record is from RefSeq and is a predicted model, not a curated record. Gene Ontology annotation, molecular function: nucleic acid binding; ATP hydrolysis activity; ATP binding. Lineage: Eukaryota; Fungi; Glomeromycota; Glomeromycetes; Glomerales; Glomeraceae.
AAAAAAAGCUCAGUUCCUUUUAAAACCUUUUCCUUGUAAAAAAAAAAUUCGAUAUGAUUAUUUCUAGUUAUUUGAGAAUUUCUGACCUGUUGCGUAAAAAUGAUGUUAGUACAGUCAAAGGAAAAGGUAAAGGAAAGGCCGUUGUAGUUGAUCUUGCAACGAAUUUAUUAGAGUAUGCAAAUAAAGUACAAGAAGAAUGGGAGGCAAAAUUGUCGAAAUUCAAAGAAAGUCUUCAAGAAAGUCAAAGCGUUCAAAAUGAUUUUCGAGAUGAAUUAUUGGAAAAUGAAUAUGGGUCUGAUCUUACAUAUAAUAGCCUUCCGACCAUGUAUUUCUAUGGAGACUUUUCAGAAAAUGAUUCUUACAUUUAUGAAGACGGUAUUCAAGAUGCUUACAUGGAUGAUCAAUUUGCCUUCGACUAUAUAAGUAAUAAUGAUUCGUAUGGCAAAGAAUGGUUAUUAAGGCAGUGUCGGUUACAUAUUGAAUCAUUCGGUGAUGCAGAUGGAGCCAUAAUACCCGAAAAAUUAUGUAUAAAUAUUUUUACAAUUUUAAGAUCUGAAAGUGACGAUGACGAUAUUCAAAUUGAACUAGUCGAUCUUCUCGGUUUCGAUAAUUUAAAUUUUGUUACUACACUUGUAACUAAACGGUUUACAAUUGUUGAAAAUAUAAGUAGAGAAUCACAUUAUCAAAAAAUACCACCAGAUCAGCAGGAAAAUUUUCCUGCACAGCAACUACCUAAUAAAACUGAAUCUAAACGUCCUAUAUUUGGUUCUCAAUAUACUAUUCAAUCAGAAGAUGAUCUCAAAGAAAAAAAACGUUUACGGAAAGAACAAAAAAAGGCAGCGAAACAUAAAAAAGAAUCAGAGGAUGAGGAGUCAAUUUCGGCAAAUAUUCUGGGAUUUCGCGGUGAUGUAUUACGCUCUGUUAGAGAGCAACAAUUACGUUCUGCCAGAGACAUUCCACUUCGCCCUCAAAGUUUUACUCCAUCCAAGAAUUUUAAACAUGUCUUUGGAAACACAGAAACGGGUAGCAUACUUUCUGUAUUUGGGUCCACAUAUUCUCUGCCAGUUGGUACUAAACGUAAAGAUUAUGAUCUUCACGAAGAAAUUAUUGUUCCAAUCACAAAACGAGCUCCACAGAUGAAAGAUGAACAAUUAAUUCAUUUGAGUGAUAUGGAUACUCUUUGCAGGGGCUCAUUUGAGGGUUAUAGAUCACUGAAUCGUGUACAAUCACUUGUUUAUCCCAUUGCAUACAAAAAAAAUAUAAAUUUGUUAAUCUGUGCACCUACUGGAGCUGGUAAAACAGAUAUAGCUAUGCUUACAAUAUUACAUACUAUAAGAGAUUACUGUUAUCCUGAGCCUUUAUCUACACAAGAACCUCAAGAAUUUACUAUUGAAAAAAGUGAAUUUAAAAUUAUAUAUAUUGCUCCUAUGAAGGCUAUUGCGGCUGAAGUUGUAAAAAAGCUUGGCAAUCGAUUAGCAUGGCUCGGUAUUCAAGUUAGAGAACUUACAGGGGACAUGCAAUUGACUAAGGGUGAAAUUUCAAGUACACAAAUAAUUGUUACAACUCCAGAAAAAUGGGAUGUAAUUACAAGAAAAAGCACUGGAGAUGUCGAACUUUCUCAAAAAGUGAAACUUCUUAUUAUUGAUGAAGUUCAUUUAUUACAUGAUGACCGAGGCGCUGUUCUUGAAAGUUUAGUAGCACGUACUCAUCGCCAGAUUGAAUCAAGUCAAAAAAUGAUCCGUAUCGUUGGUCUUUCUGCUACAUUACCAAAUUAUAUUGAUGUAGCUCAAUUUUUAGGAGUUGAUCUAAAAAAUGGUGCAGAGGGAUUAUUUUAUUUUGGUGGGGGGUUUAGACCGGUACCUUUAGAACAACAUUUUAUUGGCGUCAAAGGUAGUUUCGGUACUGUUUCUAAUAAUAAUCUCAAUCGGGUUUGCUGGGAUAAAGUCUCGGAUCUUGUUAGGGAAGGCCAUCAAGUGAUGGUUUUUGUUCAUUCACGUAAAGACACCGUUAAAACUGCAAGAACACUAAGCGAGUUCGCUGUCAAAGAAGGAUGUUCAGAUAUUUUUGAUAGUUCUACUCAUGAACGGUUUGGGUUAAUCAAACAAGAAGUAUCUAAAUCAAGAAAUAAAGAAUUAAUAGAAUUGUUUGCACAAGGUUUCGGUAUCCAUCAUGCUGGCAUGUUAAGAUCAGAUCGAACAAUGACAGAACGACUGUUUUCUGAAGGAUUCAUAAAGGUCUUAUGUUGUACAGCAACGUUAGCUUGGGGUGUUAAUUUACCUGCUUAUGCAGUUGUAAUUAAGGGAACACGAGUUUAUGAUACCCAAAAGGGUAAUUUUGUUGAUUUAUCAAUUUUAGAUGUUAUGCAGAUUUUUGGUAGAGCAGGUCGUCCACAGUAUGAAUCAUACGGGAUUGGUUAUAUUUUAACAACACUUGAUAAAUUACCACAUUAUGUCUCCGCGAUGACACAACAACAUCCAAUUGAAUCAAAAUUCGUAAGUAGUAUGGUCGACAAUUUAAAUGCAGAGAUUUCGCUUGGCACGGUAACAAAUGUUGAUGAAGGAGUUCGAUGGCUUGGUUAUACGUAUUUAUUUGUACGUAUGAAAAAGAAUCCGCUCGUAUAUGGAAUGGACCACUCGCAGCCAAUAGAGGAUCCAGAGCUAGGAAAACGACGACGAGAACUUAUAGUAGAUGCUGCAAACGCACUUCAUAAAAAUAAAAUGAUUGAGUUGGAAAAAGAGACUGAUUAUUUUGCUAUUACUGAUAUGGGUCGUAUCGCUUCAAAUUAUUAUAUAAGAUAUAAGAGUAUAGAAAUUUUUGAUCGUCAAUUGAAAGAACGUAUGACUGAAGCUGAUGUUCUAUCAAUGAUAAGUGAAAGUAGUGAAUUCGAAGAUUUGAAAUCAAGAGAAGAAGAGAUUAAAGAACUAGAAGAUCUUAAGAAGAAUGCUUGUUCUUGUCAGAUUAAGCAAACUAUUGAUUCAACUCCAGGAAAAGUUAAUAUAUUAUUACAAUCAUAUUUGUCGAAUGCUACUAUUAAGGAUUUUGCUUUAGUAUCUGAUUCGGCAUAUGUAAUUCAAAAUGCAAGUCGCAUAAUUAGAGCUUUAUUUGAAAUUGCAGUGAAUCGUAAUUGGGCCCAAGUGACGGUUAUUCUAUUGACUUUUUGCAAAUGUAUUGACAAAAAAAUGUGGAUGUAUGAGACACCUUUGGCUCAAUUUAAUUUGCCCCGAGAGAUUAAAAUGAAACUUCAAUCUAAUUCAUAUACUCCUUUAAUAGAGGAAAUGAGAGAUAUGCCCCCAGCUGAACUUGGACAAUUGGUUCGAAACAAUCGUAUGGGUAGUAUCAUUUCCAAAUGCGUAGAUAUGUUUCCAAUGCUUAUAUUGGAGGCUCAAAUUGCGCCUAUUACACGUAACAUUUUACGUGUAACUCUAAUUAUUACUCCUGAUUUCGUUUGGAAUGAUCGUAUUCAUGGUACUGUAGAGCCAUGGUGGAUAUUUGUUGAAGAUUCUGAAAAUGUUGAAUUAUAUCAUUCAGAAUAUUUUAUACUAAAUAAAAAGCAACUUGGCGAAACCCAAAAACUUGGUUUCACAAUUCCAGUACAAGAACCUUUACCUCCCCAAUUAUAUAUUCGUGUCAUUUCAGAUAGGUGGAUAGGAGCUGAGUCAACUCUUCCUAUUUCUUUAAAUAAUAUAGUUUUGCCUAAACAUUAUCACCAACAUACAGAAUUGAAGAAAUUACCACCAUUACCUAUAACUCAUCUUAAAGAUAAAACACUUGAAGAAAUAUGCGCUAAAAGAUUUUCUCAUUUUAAUCCUGUACAAACUCAAGUAUUUGAGACGCUUUAUAAUUCUUCAACAAAUGUAUUGAUUGGAGCACCUACAGGAUCGGGAAAAACAGUUACUGCAGAGCUAGCUAUGUGGUGGGCAUUUCGUGAAUACCCACGUUCUAAGGUAGUUUAUAUCGCUCCAUUAAAAGCCUUAGUUCGCGAACGUGUAGAUGAUUGGCAAGCUAGAUUAACUGGUCCAAUGAAAAGAAGACUUGUCGAGUUAACAGGAGAUGUUACCCCAGACUUACAUUCUAUUAAAAAUUCUGACAUUAUUAUUACAACGCCUGAAAAAUGGGAUGGUAUUAGCCGUAGUUGGCAACAUAGAAGUUAUGUGCAAGAUGUAUCACUUGUGAUUAUCGAUGAAAUCCAUUUACUUGGCGGAGAUAGAGGACCUACAUUAGAAGUCAUAGUAUCACGUAUGAAUUACAUUGGUUCUCAAACUAAAAAGAAAGUUCGUAUUGUUGGAUUAUCAACAGCUUUAGCAAAUGCUCAAGAUUUAGCUGACUGGCUGGGUAUUGAUAAGGAUGGACUGUUCAACUUUAGCCAUACAGUACGCCCUGUUCCAUUGGAAAUUCACAUUGAAGGAUUUUCCGGAAGGCACUAUUGCCCUCGUAUGGCUACUAUGAAUAAACCAGCUUUUAAUAGUAUUAUGAGGCAUUCUCCUCAAAAACCUGUAAUUGUAUUUGUUUCAUCGAGACGUCAAACGCGUUUGACAGCUCAGGACUUAAUUGCUUAUUGUUGUUUGACUGAGAAUCCUUAUCAUUUUUUGCGAAUGCCUGAAGAAGAAUUACAAAUGAUUCUAUCUCGAAUUAAGGAUAAUAGUAUGAAAAAUACACUCACUUUCGGCAUUGGAUUGCAUCAUGCUGGUUUAACUGAAGGUGAUAGGAAAAUUGUGGAGGAAUUAUUUUUAAAUCAAAAAAUUCAGAUUUUGGUCGCGACUAGUACCUUAGCUUGGGGCGUAAAUUUACCUGCUCAUUUGGUGAUAAUCAAAGGAACGGAAUUUUAUGAUGCUAAGUCUGGAGGAUAUGUGGAUUUUCCUAUUACUGAUGUACUUCAAAUGAUGGGUAGAGCUGGUCGCCCACAAUUCGAUAAUAGUGGUGUUGCUUGCAUAUUUAUACAAGAUUCAAAAAAGAACUUUUAUAAAAAAUUCUUGUAUGAACCUUUUCCGGUAGAAUCCAGUCUACAUUUGCAACUUGAAAACCAUUUUAAUGCUGAAAUAGUUGCUGCUACCAUAAAGUCUGAAGAAGAGGCCGUGCAAUAUCUUAAAUAUACUUACUUGUAUCGUAGAUUACAACAAAACCCAACUUAUUAUGAUUACGAAUUGGAAGCAGCUACGAAUAAAGCUAUUGACGACUAUUUGAUCAAAUUGUUUAAAAAAUCUAUGUCUGAACUGAAUCUUUCUGGUUGUAUUAAAAUAGACAAAAUGGAUGACGAAUUUAAUGUAGAAUCAACGUCCUUUGGCAAGAUCGCUUCAUAUUAUUAUCUCUCACACAAAACUAUCCGACUCUUCCUAGAUCGCGUCCAAAUUAAAUCCACUAUUCGAGAUAUUUUAGGCAUUUUAUGUGAUUCGGAUGAAUAUUCUGAACUUCCGGUUCGACACAAUGAGGAUCUUUUAAAUCGUGAUUUAGAAAAAGAACUUCCGUGGUCCGUCCAACCCCAUCAACCAUAUGAUAAUCCACAUGCAAAAGCCUUCCUGCUUUUGCAAGCUCAUCUCACAAGGACUAAUUUGCCAAUAUCUGACUAUGUAACGGAUACAUUUUCUGUUUUAGAUCAGGCAAUUCGUAUAUUACAGGCGAUGAUUGAUACUAUUGUUGAAAAAAGUAUGUUAACACCAUGUCUUCAUGUUAUGUCAUUAUUGCAAUGUAUCAAACAAUCCCGCUGGCCUGAAGAUUCAUCAUUGUUAAUUCUUCCCGGAAUUGAAAAUCAUAUGAUUGAUUCAAUUACUCAUGAGGGACAUGUUGUCACGUGUUUGGGUGAAUUAUUGGAUCUAUCAGAAGAAGAAUGUUCUAAUAUUUUCAAAAACGUUACUGGACUUUCCGAACCUGAAAUUCAAAAGAUAUGUAAAGUUAUCAACAAUAUUCCUUUGAUCGAUGUUGAUUGUCGUAUUGAUAUGACUAAUGAUUCAAUAGCUCCCAAGGAGGAACGUACUCUAAUAGUAUCUUUGGAGAGAGCAAAGAAAGUAUCUGGAUAUGAUGGUAAAAUUUAUGCACCUAAAUUUUCUAAACCACAAUAUGAGUCGUGGUGGUUGAUAUUAGGAAAUAGUUCAUCUGAUAGUAUAAUUGAUUUUAAAAGAGUUAAUAUGCGUAAUGGACAAUUUGGAGAAUUUUCUAAUAAGCAUACAGUCAAAUUGAAGUUAAUUGCGCCGGAAAAAGAAGGGAAAUAUCAAUAUACGAUAUUCUUAGUUAGCGAUGGGUAUUUGGGAAUUGAUCAACAGUAUAAUAUAGAAUUUAACGUUAAAGUGAAACAAAUCCAAAAUUAAUAAUAUCGGACUAUUUAAUGCAAAUUAAUGCAAAUUAAUCAAACCAUAUGUAUUUUGUAUAUAUAAUACACGUUUAAUUUGUUUUAUUUAUAUAAAAAAUGAAAACAAAUCAAAAAUAAAAGAAACCCC